Molecule: messenger RNA, 1902 nt
Organism: Rhincodon typus (whale shark)
Lineage: Eukaryota; Metazoa; Chordata; Chondrichthyes; Orectolobiformes; Rhincodontidae
Exons: 7
Coding region: 171-1517 (448 amino acids)
Cellular component (GO): nucleus
Source: RefSeq, a predicted model, not a curated record
UAGGGAUAGGCAAUAAAUGCAGGGCCAGCCAGCGACGGUCACACGCUGGGAAUGAAUAAAAUACUAGGUUCAAAAAAAGAAGUUGCUAAAAGUUCUGGCAGCAUCUGUGAAGAGAAAUGACUGUGUGGAGUUGAACACUGAACGGUAAAGUAUUCUAAAGGCGUUUCUGCAUGGAUUCCAGGCGGUCCUACAUCGAUCCCACCGCGCUGGGAGAUCAGGUCGGAGUAAUGCCGGACUCACUGACAGGCCAACUGCAGAAAUAUCUCUACAACGGCGAAUACCUACUCUUUAAAAGAGCUCCAGUCUUUGAGAGUGAUUUCAUACAAAUCACAAAAAAGGGUCAAGUGAUCAAUAUUCACCACCACGUGUCCAUCGUGACCAUUGGACUGACAUCUACCAACCCUGAUCUCCAGCUCCCUGAUGUGAUGCUCCUAGCUAGACCCAGUGAACAGCCAGCUGCCUGGGAGCUAAGCAGCCAGAGUUCCGCCUUGUCCUCGGAUCCUCUGUUCGGAAAGAGCUCAGCCAGAUAUUUGUGGUCCUCCUCGGCCUCAUCCCCAACAAAUUCCUGGUGUUCAGAAACUGCUCGAUCACAGCCAUCACCCUCAGAUACUGACUUUACACCAAGACAUCACCUGGAGCUGAAGGGCCUCCUUCCUCUGAAACUGGUGAAACUUUCCAUAUUUCACAAACAGAAGCACAGGUUAAAAGUGACCCUGGCCAGCGGCCGUAGCUUUUACCUGCAGCUGUACGUGCAGCCAGAUUGCGAGCAGGAAGUCUUUGAGCAAUGGGUGAAGGUUGUCCACCUGCUCAAGGAAGAGGCACAUAGCAAACACUCUCCGAGCAAGGAGCCAGCUGGACCUCAAAGAUCCACCCCCCACUCGAAGAUUCCGAAAGGAUCACACCGAGAGAGAGGUUGUCCACAGAGAGAUGAAUGGGAAUGUGGAGAUUGGAUGAAGGAUCCCAAAGGAGGGAACAUUCUGAAUGUUUUGACGGAGAAGAGUUUGUGGGAAGGCAGUGAGGAAGAGGAGGGAUUGAUUUCCAGGCAAGGAUCUUGGACACAGCUCCCUGUCACAGUGACCUGUCGAUAUUCACCAAACGAUGCCAGGCCACCCUUCACCACAUAUAUCGAUUCUGGGGUUUUCUAUUUAGAAGAACCUGAGCCUUUGACACAGGACCAUACCUCUCCUGCUGAUCAGAGACAGGGGGAUGGGGAGGGAGUCACUGGCACAGAUUGGACAGUAAGUGACAACCCCCAGAACCUUCCUCAGGAAACUCUGAAAAAGGGAAAGGAGAAGAGGAAAGAGAAGGAUGGACGGAAGAAAGGGAAGAACGCGCCGGCACAAGAUGAGAAAUAUUCCAAAGAGCAGACAACAAUAAAAAGGACGAGACCGAAAGAUAUGGCUGACUUGAUGACGAAAAGCUGCGUUUCAGAGGAGCAGAGAAGAGCUGAAAUAAUUCUGUGGAUGAAAAAGGCUGAAGAGGAAGAGAAGAAACAUCGGGAACAGAAAAAGGUGUGAAGGAAAAGGUCACUCCCCAGUCCUGACUGUGAGCAUCACAAUCACUAUCUUAUCGCCUGCCCUUGUCCUGGGCACCACUGACACGGGCCACGGGCCUCCCUGUAAAUAACUCAACCCAGAAUAUUUAAAGUAAAUUCCUGACUCAUUAAUGCAUUGGCAGUGCAAUUAUUCAGAUUGCUUUGUACAUGUUAUCAAUGAGGUUUGUAUCGAUCUGGUUUAUGGCUCAAUGUCCUGCCAAUUGAGAGCAGUCAUCGAGAGAGACAGUGACCCACUUCAACCUGUGGGCAGGCCUACUGUGACACAGCUGUAGGCUCAACUAUGACAUGUAGUUUAUUUUAGUUUGUCUAAUAGAUAUUUCAGUUUGCACAGCUCUAAAAUUGGUACC